Bombus huntii is the source of this 11968-nucleotide messenger RNA. It is a transcript of the gene uif, whose product is annotated as sushi, von Willebrand factor type A, EGF and pentraxin domain-containing protein 1. The transcript has 37 exons. Gene Ontology annotation, molecular function: calcium ion binding; Notch binding. The record is from RefSeq and is a predicted model, not a curated record. Bases 358 to 11052 code for a protein of 3564 amino acids. NCBI's taxonomy places the organism in Eukaryota, Metazoa, Arthropoda, Insecta, Hymenoptera, Apidae. Gene Ontology annotation, biological process: Notch signaling pathway.
CUCAGUUUCGAACCGGUGGGCCGGAGGGAAAGAGCUCCGUGACCCUGAAUCCAACUGCUCUUCGUUCGUCUUCCCUUUGUCAUUUUUUUAUCCGAGACUUUUUCACGAGGACCGAUCGCAGAUCGAUUUUUCCAUCGACGUUCUGCCAUUCGCGUCGAAAUUGUGGCCGUCGAGAAUUUUAAAGAGGAUUUUCCAACGGUUCAACUGUGUUUUCUGUUCGUUGCUUCAAGCGUGCACUCGAGGCUCGGUUUUGUGCAGUGAAUUGUCGUCGACUCGCGCGGAGACCUUCUGUGUCGUGUACAUGUACCCAGGACAGGGAUCGCGGCGUGGAACGUAGGAGAGCAACAAACAAAGAAUAUGCUGAUAAGAGAAUUGGCGGCCGUGUGGGUCGCCGUCCUCUUGUGCCAUCUUCAGCUAACGGAGUCUCAGGUUCCUACCACAAAUGUCUUCACCUGUCCGAACGGAUGGGAACUGAAAGGUAUACAUUGUUACAAAUUCUUCAACAUCAGGCACUCUUGGGAAAAGGCAGCGGAAUUAUGCAGGAGGUACGGCAGCGAACUGAUGGUGGUGGAGUCGUACAGCGAGAACAACAUGUCCGCGAGCAUGAUCGGCCGGCAUUUGGAUCGUUACUGGCUUGGCCUGGCCUCCCUCGACGAUUUACGAACCAACACGCUCGAGUCGGCCGCUGGAAUGCUCGUCUCCCAAUACGCCGGUUUCUGGGCGUCGAAGCAGCCGAAUCCGCAAUCAGGUGAAUGCGUGGACGUCGCGUUGACGGAUGACCGACAAACGUGGGAGCUGACCACGUGCGAAUCGUUGCUUCCUUUCAUGUGCCGUGCCAACGCCUGCCCGGCAGGCUCUUUCCACUGUUCUAACGGAAAGUGUGUGAACGCGGCGUUUAAGUGUGACAAACAGGAUGAUUGCGGUGAUUUUUCGGACGAAAUAGAUUGUCCGGCUAAUUGCCAGUUUUAUAUGGCCAGCAGUGGCGACGUGGUCGAGAGCCCUAAUUAUCCGCACAAAUAUGCACCCCUCAGCAACUGCAAGUGGACCUUGGAAGGCCCUCAAGGCCAUAAUAUCCUGUUACAGUUCCAAGAAUUCGAAACGGAAAAGAGCUUCGACAUAGUACAGAUCCUGGUCGGUGGUAGGACAGAAGAAAAAUCCGUGAACCUGGCGACUCUCUCCGGCAAGCAAGAACUCACCAACAAACUAUUCGUAUCCGCCUCGAACUUCAUGAUCAUCAAAUUUAGCACAGAUUCGUCGGUGGAAAGGAAAGGUUUCCGAGCUUCGUGGAAAACCGAACCGCAAACUUGCGGCGGAAUUCUUCGAGCAACUCCUCAAGGACAGGUCCUCACCUCUCCAGGAUAUCCUCAGAAUUAUCCUGGAGGAUUGGAAUGUCUGUACAUUCUGCAAGCUCAACCUGGUCGUAUAAUGUCGCUCGAAAUCGAAGAUCUGGAUCUCGAGAUGAAUCGGGACUACAUUCUAAUUAGAGACGGUGACUCGCCAAUGAGCAGACCGAUAGCCAGACUAACAGGCAAAUCGGAAGACAAUCCUACGGUGAUCAUGUCAACUGGAAGUAACUUGUACCUCUACCUCAAGACUAGUCUUGGUGACUCAAGAAGAGGCUUCAGCAUUCGAUACACUCAAGGCUGUAAAGCUACGAUAAUUGCUAGGAAUGGAACGGUUCAGUCGCCAUCUUUCGGGUUGAAUGAUUAUCCUAACAACCAGGAGUGCUUGUACAGGGUGAAGAAUCCUCAGGGAGGACCGCUGUCUCUGAAGUUUAUCAGCUUUAACGUUCAUAAGACUGACUUUGUCCAGAUAUACGAUGGCCCAAAUACUAAUGGCCUCCGUUUGCAUCCUGGAAGUGGGUUCACGUCGAACACGAGACCAAAGAUCACUUUGACAGCUGAGAGCGGAGAAAUGUUGGUUAGAUUCACCUCUGAUGCUCUUCAUAGCAGUCCUGGCUGGCAAGCAGAGUUCUCAGCAGAUUGUCCUCAGCUUCAGUCCGGCGAAGGAGCAUUAGCAUCAAGCAGGGACACAGCUUUCGGUACAACAGUAACGUUCUCCUGUCCCCUGGGCCAGGAAUUUGCCACUGGUAAAGCGAAGAUUACCACAGAGUGUCUUCCUGGAGGGAACUGGUCUGUUACCUACAUUCCCAAGUGUCAAGAAGUUUACUGUGGACCGGUACCGCAAAUUGACAAUGGUUUCUCCAUUGGAUCCUCUAAUGUUACCUAUCGCGGUUUGGCUACUUAUCAAUGUUACGCUGGUUUCGCAUUCCCAUCUGGUAGACCUACCGAGAAAAUUUCGUGCAUGGCUGAUGGAAGAUGGGAGAAGAAGCCAUCUUGUUUAGCCUCUCAGUGUUCUCCGCUUCCGGAAGCGCCGCACUCCAACAUAACUAUCCUAAAUGGAGGUGGACGAAGUUACGGAACAAUUGUACGAUUCGAGUGUGAGCCAGGAUACGUUAGAAGCGGACAUCCUGUGAUUCUCUGCAUGAGCAAUGGAACCUGGUCCGACGAAGUACCAACGUGUUCUCGUGCAAAGUGUCCGUUGCUACCCACGAUCAAGAACGGUUUCGUAGUCGACACGACCAAGGACUACUUUUAUGGAGACGAAGCUAGAGUUCAAUGCAACAGAGGCUAUAAACUGUCCGGGUCGAAUAUCAUACAGUGUGGACCCAAUCAGCUGUUCGAUAAUGUACCCACUUGCGAAGAUAUAAACGAGUGUGCAUCGAGCCAAUGCGACCUAGCCUCCACAGAGUGCAUCAACAAUCCUGGUGCGUUUACUUGCAAAUGCAAACCUGGAUUCGCUCCAACUAUGGAAUGCAGACCUAUAGGCGAUCUUGGAUUGAUCAAUGGUGGUAUCCCGGAUGAGUCUAUCACCGUUUCAAGCUCUGAGAAUGGUUACACCAGAACUGGCGUUCGACUGAACAAUGGCGAUGGUUGGUGCGGCAACAACAUCGAACCAGGCGCAAACUGGGUGAUGAUCGAUAUGAAAGCUCCAACGAUCAUCCGCGGUUUCCGUACGCAAAUAGUCUCCAGAGUAGAUGGAAACAUAGCCUACACAUCAGCAGUGCGAAUUCAAUACACCGAUGAUCUAACAGAUACCUUUAAAGACUACACGAAUCCUGAUGGAACACCGGUAGAGUUCAGGAUAUUAGAACCUACUUUAUCUGUUCUAAACUUGCCAGUUCCCAUCGAGGCACGUUAUAUCAAAUUUAGAAUUCAAGAUUACGUUGGAGCACCCUGUAUGAAACUCGAAAUCAUGGGAUGCACUCGUUUAGAGUGUACAGAUAUCAACGAAUGUGCCAUUAACAAUGGUGGUUGUCACCAGAAAUGUAUAAACAAUCCUGGAAGCUAUGCUUGUAUGUGUAAUACGGGAUACGAAUUGUACAAAGGCAAUGGAACUGCUGGUUUUUACAUAGAGAAGCACGAAACUGGUGAGAGAGAUGGAGAUUUGGUUCAGAAGAAUAAGACUUGCGUACCAGUUAUGUGUCCAGCCAUAUCGGCGCCUGAGAAUGGAAAAUUAUUGUCGACCAAGCAAAAACAUCACUUUGGUGAUCUUGUGAGAUUCCAAUGUAACUUCGGAUAUGUGUUGUCUGGUUCCUCGGCUGUUAUUUGCACGUCCAGUGGAGCUUGGAAUGGAACCACUCCCGAAUGUCAAUAUGCCAAGUGUGUGUCGCUACCAGACGACAAGAACGAAGGCCUCUCGGUGAUCCGCAGCGACGAAGCCAGCGUCCUGGUACCAUUCAAACAAAACGUCACCCUAAAAUGUGGCAGCAACGGUCGUUAUUUGCGCAAUACAGCUACCUCAGGCUUCCGUCAAUGCGUGUACGAUCCGAAACCAGGUCUACCAGAUUAUUGGCUAUCAGGUUAUCAACCAGCCUGUCCAAGAGCCGACUGUGGAAAGCCUCUUCCAACACCUGGCGCGGAAUACGGUCAAUAUUUGGACACCAAAUACCAAUCUUCCUUCUUCUUCGGUUGUCAAGACACCUUCAAACUGGCUGGACAAACAAAUCGUCAUGACAAUGUAGUCAGGUGUCAAGCAAAUGGAAUCUGGGACUUUGGGAACCUCCGAUGCGAAGGUCCCGUUUGUGAAGACCCUGGACGACCUAGCGAUGGCUUCCAAGUAGCCAGGAGCUACGAGCAAGGAUCAGAAGUUCAAUUCGGUUGCAGUAGACCAGGAUAUAUUCUCAUUAAUCCUCGACCAAUUGUCUGCGUUCGAGAGCCAGAAUGCAAAGUCGUGAAGCCUCUUGGUCUAGCCUCUGGACGAAUUCCAGACUCAGCCAUCAAUGCAACCUCGGAAAGGCCUAAUUACGAGGCUAAGAACGUCCGUUUGAAUUCAGUGACCGGUUGGUGUGGUAAACAAGAGGCCUUCACUUACGUCAGCGUUGAUUUGGGUCAAGUUUAUAGAGUAAAAGCAAUUUUGGUGAAAGGUGUGGUGACGAAUGACAUCGUUGGCAGGCCAACGGAGAUUAGGUUCUUCUACAAACAGGCUGAGAUUGAGAAUUAUGUCGUCUACUUCCCUAAUUUUAAUCUGACUAUGAGAGAUCCUGGGAAUUACGGAGAAUUGGCGAUGAUCACUUUGCCUAAAUAUGUCCAAGCUCGGUUUGUCAUUCUUGGAAUUGUUAGUUAUAUGGAUAACGCUUGUUUGAAGUUUGAAUUAAUGGGUUGCGAGGAACCAGUGACGGAACCAUUGUUGGGAUACGACUAUGGGUUCUCUCCCUGCGUGGACAAUGAACCACCAGUGUUCCAGAAUUGUCCUCAACAACCGAUUGUGGUACAAAAGGGAACGGAUGGAGGAUUAUUGCCUGUGAAUUUCACUGAACCCACGGCUAUUGAUAACAGUGGAAGUAUUGCGCGAUUGGAAGUAAAACCUCAUAGUUUUAGAACACCACUGAAGGUGUUUCAGGAUACUGUGGUGAAAUAUGUGGCCUUUGAUUAUGAUGGAAAUGUGGCUAUUUGUGAGAUCAACAUCACUGUACCUGACGUGACACCGCCAAAACUGAGCUGUCCCCAAAGCUACGUCAUAGAGUUAAUAGACAAGCAAGAAAGUUACUCCGUCAAUUUCAACGAAACUCGCAGAAGAAUCAAUGCUACAGAUGUUUCUGGACCAGUGAAGAUUACAUUUGUCCCGGAAAGAGCAGUGAUACCAAUUGGAGGCUUCGAGAAUGUUACUGUUUACGCGACAGACUCUAGUGGAAAUAGGGCAUCCUGUCACUUCCAAGUGUCUGUUCAAGCAACGCCUUGCGUCGAUUGGGAAUUGAAACCACCGGCUAAUGGAGGACUAAAGUGUGUUCCUGGUGAUAAGGGACUUCAGUGUAUCGCCACUUGCAAGAAUGGCUUCCGUUUCACCGAUGGUGCACCUGUGAAGACGUUCACGUGUGACGUCGCUAAACACUGGUCUCCUUCUUCCGUUGUUCCUGAUUGUGUCUCAGAAAAUACACAACAGGCGAACUAUCAUGUGGUCGCAGCAGUAACUUACAGAGCCAAUGGCGCUGUUUCGAGAUCCUGCCUGCCGCAGUAUCAGGAUCUUAUGUCUCAAUAUUACAUGAAUCUGAAUAAUAUCCUGACGCAACGUUGUUCUGCUGUGAAUGUCAAUAUGAACGUGUCAUUUGUGAGAUCAGUACCGUUUCUUCUUGAAGAAAAUGUUUUGAAGAUGGACUUCAUUCUCGUCAUCGUACCAGCUAUACGUCAGCCUCAAUUGUACGAUCUCUGUGGCUCCACGCUGAACUUGAUCUUCGAUCUAUCAGUUCCUUCCACUAGUGCAGUUAUAGAACCAUUAUUAAACGUUUCCGCCAUUGGAAAUCAGUGUCCUCCUCUUAGAGCUUUAAAGUCAUCCAUCACUCGUGGCUUCACGUGUAGCAUUGGCGAAGUUUUGAACAUGGAUACCAACGAUGUCCCACGGUGUCUGCAUUGUCCAGCCGGAACAUUCGCUGGAGAGAAGCAAAAGCAAUGCACAUCCUGUCCGAAAGGCUUCUACCAAAAUAGCGACCGCCAAGGCUCCUGCUUACGCUGUCCAUUCGGUACAUACACUCGAGAAGAGGGUUCCAAGAGCAUAGACGACUGUGUCCCUGUUUGUGGAUACGGUACCUAUUCUCCAACAGGUCUGGUACCAUGUCUGGAGUGUCCCAGAAACAGCUAUACAGGAGAGCCGCCAGUUGGUGGCUACAAAGAUUGCCAGACCUGCCCAGCAGGAACCUUCACCUACCAACCAGCUGCUCCAGGUCGAGAUCGAUGCAGAGCCAAAUGUUCUCCUGGCAUGUACUCUGACACAGGACUGGCUCCCUGUGCUCAGUGCCCUAAGGACUUCUUCCAACCUCAACACGGAGCUACCACCUGCGUUGAAUGUCCGACAAAUAUGUACACCGAUGGUGCAGGAGCAGUUGGACGAGAAGAAUGCAAGCCGGUGCAGUGCACCGACAGUGUGUGUCAACAUGGAGGCUUAUGUGUUCCCAUGGGACACGGUAUCCAAUGUCUCUGUCCUGCCGGAUUCUCUGGAAGGCGCUGCGAAAUCGAUAUCGACGAAUGUGCCUCUCAGCCUUGUUAUAAUGGAGCUACGUGCAUAGACUUGCCACAGGGUUACAGGUGUCAGUGUGCUAAUGGUUAUUCUGGAGUUAAUUGCCAGGAAGAGAAGUCAGAUUGUUCGAACGACACCUGUCCUGAGAGAGCUAUGUGCAAAGACGAACCUGGAUUUAAUAACUACACGUGCCUUUGUCGCUCUGGGUACACUGGUGUCGACUGUGAUAUCACUAUAAACCCAUGCACAGCCAGUGGAAAUCCUUGCAACAACGGCGCCACCUGCGUAGCGCUGCAACAAGGUCGCUACAAAUGCGACUGUCUACCAGGUUGGGAGGGUCAGAGCUGUGAAAUAAACACAGACGAUUGUGCUGAAAAACCAUGCCUACUAGGUGCCAACUGCACAGAUUUAGUAGCCGACUUCAGCUGUGACUGUCCUGCAGGAUUCACCGGCAAACGGUGUCACGAGAAAAUAGAUUUAUGUUCAGGAAAUCCUUGUCUAAAUGGAAUAUGCGUAGAUAAUCUAUUCAGCCACGAGUGCAUCUGUCAUCCAGGAUGGACAGGUGCAGCUUGUGAAACGAAUAUCAACGAAUGUUCUAGCAAACCUUGCAAGAACAAUGGCCAAUGUAUCGAUCAGGUUGAUGGAUACACUUGCACCUGUGAACCAGGUUAUACAGGCAAACAGUGUCAACACACUAUCGAUGACUGUGCCUCUGAACCUUGUCAAAACGGAGGGACCUGCGUGGAUCAGUUAGAAGGAUUCGUUUGUAAAUGUAGACCGGGUUUCGUUGGACUUCAAUGCGAAGCUGAAUUGGAUGAAUGUCUCAGUGACCCAUGCAGUCCUGUUGGAACAGAUCGUUGCGUUGAUUUGGAUAAUACUUUUGUUUGUCACUGUCGCGAGGGUUAUACCGGAUCAGCGUGUGAGAUCAAUAUCGAUGACUGUGCAUCCGAUCCUUGUCUAAAUGGCGCCACGUGCAGAGACGAGGUCGGCGGGUUUAAAUGUAUGUGUCCUGAAGGUUGGACUGGAGUUCAUUGCGAGGUGGACGUUGGAAUGUGCCAAAAUCAUCCUUGUCAGAAUGAUGCGGCUUGCGUUGAUUUGUUCAUUGAUUACUUUUGUGUAUGCCCGUCAGGAACGGAUGGAAAACAAUGUGAAACAGCACCCGAGCGUUGUAUUGGCAAUCCUUGCAUGCACAAUGGACGUUGCCAAGACUUUGGAUCUGGGCUCAACUGUACUUGUCCCGAUGACUACACUGGAAUCGGUUGUCAAUACGAAUAUGACGCUUGUCAGGCUGGCGCGUGUAAGAACGGAGCUACGUGUAUUGACGAAGGUGCUGGAUUCACUUGUAUUUGUCCAUCAGGGUACACAGGCAAAACGUGCGAGGAUGAUAUAAUCGACUGCAAAGAGAAUUCAUGUCCACCAUCAGCGACGUGCAUCGAUCUUACUGGCAAAUUCUUCUGCCAAUGUCCUUUCAACUUGACUGGUGACGAUUGCAGAAAGUCUAUCCAAGUGGAUUACGAUUUGUACUUCAGCGACCCAGUGCGCAGUAGCGCAGCCCAAGUGAUUCCAUUCUUUACUGGAGGAAGAAAGAGCCUAACAGUGGCCAUGUGGGUGCAAUAUACUCAAAAAGAUGAAGCUGGAAUAUUCUUCACUCUCUACUCAGUCAGCUCUCCACACGUUCCUAUGAAUAGGAGACUUAUGAUCCAGGCACACAGCAAUGGAGUCCAAGUGUCGUUAUUCCACGAUCUGCAAGACGUUUAUCUGCCAUUCAGAGAGUAUGCAACGAUUAACGAUGGUCAGUGGCAUCACGUUGCUGUAGUUUGGAAUGGUGAAAACGGUGGAGAAUUGGUCUUAAUAACAGAGGGUCUAAUUGCCAGCAAGACGGAAGGUUAUGGAAGCGGAAGAUCUCUUCCUUCUUAUGCCUGGGCAGUGCUAGGUAAGCCACAGAGCGAAAAUACGAAAGGCUACACGGAAUCAGGCUUCCAAGGACAUCUGACCAAGGUACAAAUCUGGAGUCGAGCCUUACAUAUCACGAACGAGAUCCAGAAACAAGUUCGUGACUGUCGUACCGAACCUGUUCUCUACCAAGGUUUGGUCUUAACUUGGGCAGGCUACGAUGACACAGUCGGAGGAGUAGAGAGAGUCGUGCCUUCACACUGUGGACAAAGAGUAUGUCCACCUGGAUACGGCGGUACCAAGUGUCAACAAUUGGAAUCCGACAAAAUUCCACCGAAAAUGGAGUACUGUCCAGGCGACCUUUGGGUGAUCGCCAAGAACGGAUCAGCUAUAGUUAGCUGGGAUGAACCGAAAUUCGUCGAUAACGUUGGUAUAGUGAGGAUCCAGGAGAAGAAUGGACAUAGGUCAGGACAAACAUUAAUGUGGGGAACGUACGAUAUUAGUUACGUGGCUUAUGACCAGGCUGGAAACUCUGCCAGCUGCAAUUUCAAGGUCUAUGUACUAUCCGAUUUCUGCCCAGAAUUACCAGAUCCAAUUGGAGGCACGCAACAAUGCAAAGACUGGGGCUCUGGCGGCCAGUUCAAGGUCUGUGAGAUAUUCUGCAACCCCGGGUUGAGAUUCUCUCAAGAAGUACCGAAAUUCUACACCUGCGGAGCUGAAGGAUUCUGGAGACCAACCAACGAUCCGUCCCUUCCUCUCAUCUAUCCAGCUUGUACAAGUGCCACACCAGCGCAGCGUGUAUUCAGAAUCAAAAUGAACUUCCCAACAUCAGUGCUAUGCAACGAAGCUGGUCAGGGAGUGCUCAAGAAGAAAGUUCGAGAUGCUGUGAAUUCUUUGAAUAGAGAUUGGAAUUUCUGCUCAUAUUCGUACGAAGGAACUCGCGAAUGCAAAGAUUUGCACAUCGAUGUUCAAUGCGAUCAUCGCAUACGCACCACCAGAGAAACGAACGAAGAAGAUGGUGGAACGUACAUAAUCUCAGCAGUAGUGCCAGCUGAACCAACGAGACAAGCUCGGCAAGGAAGCGAUACCUACGAGGUGGAGAUCUCGUUCCCGGCGAUAAACGACCCGAUUUUGAACGCAAACUCGAACGAGAGAGCGACUGUUCAAACCCUAUUGGAGAGAUUAAUCCUGGAGGAAGAUCAGUUCGACGUUCACGAUAUUUUGCCCAAUACCGUGCCAGAUCCAGCUUCUUUGAUGUUGGAGUCUGAUUAUGAUUGUCCUGUUGGACAAGUCGUUAUGGCACCUGAUUGUGUGCCAUGCGCCGUGGGAACGUAUUACGACGAAGAAACGAAACAGUGUCUAUCCUGUCCAGUGGGAAGCUACCAGAGCGAAUCAGGUCAACUGAAAUGCAGUUCCUGUCCGGUGAUAGCAGGACGUCCUAGCGUAACGGUGGGACCAGGUGCCCGAAGCGCAGCCGAUUGCAAGGAACAAUGUCCCGCGGGAAAAUACUACGACGACCUGGCUGGUCUUUGUCGAAGUUGUGGCCAUGGUUUCUAUCAACCUAACGAGGGUAGUUUCUCGUGUUUGUUGUGCGGCCUGGGAAAAACUACCAGAACAGCGGAAGCUGUGUCUCGAGAAGAAUGCAGAGACGAGUGUGGCUCUGGACAGCAAUUGGCUGUCGAAGGAAAAUGCGAACCCUGCCCAAGAGGAAGUUACAGAACUCAGGGAGUUCAAGCUGCCUGUCAGACGUGUCCCGUUGGCAGAACGACACCGAAUAUGGGUUCUGCGGCGAUAGAAGAAUGUUCUCUGCCCGUAUGCGAACCUGGAACGUAUUUGAACGGAACGCUGAACGAAUGUAUGGAGUGCAAGAAGGGAACGUAUCAGUCGGAGCCGCAGCAGACCUUCUGCAUACCUUGUCCUCCUAAUACUAGUACCAAAGGAACAGCUGCGACCAGCAAAGCUGAUUGUACUAACCCAUGCGAGACAAGCGACGCGGAAAUGCACUGCGACGCGAACGCGUAUUGCUUGCUGAUACCGGAAACGAGCGACUUUAAAUGCGAGUGCAAGCCAGGAUAUAAUGGAACCGGAACCGAGUGCACCGAUGUCUGCAUGGGCUACUGCGAUAACGAAGGAGUAUGUCUUAAAGAUUCGCGAGGUCAACCAUCCUGCAGAUGCAGCGGAAGUUUCACCGGAAAACGAUGUACGGAAAAGUCUGAGUUCUUCUAUAUCACAGGUGGCAUCGCUGGUGGAGUUAUCUUAAUCAUCUUCGUCGUUCUUCUUGUAUGGAUGAUCUGUGUCAGAGCUUCCAGAAAGAAGGAACCUAAAAAGAUGCUAACACCAGCGACAGACCAAAAUGGUUCGCAAGUGAACUUCUAUUACGGCGCGCCUACGCCGUACGCGGAAUCUAUCGCGCCGUCCCACCAUAGUACCUACGCUCACUAUUACGACGAUGAGGAAGACGGCUGGGAAAUGCCUAACUUUUACAACGAGACCUACAUGAAAGAGAGUCUGCACAAUGGCAAAAUGAACAGUCUUGCACGCUCCAACGCCAGUAUUUACGGCACGAAAGACGACCUUUACGAUAGACUGAAACGUCAUGCGUAUCCUGGCAAGAAAGACAAAAGCGACAGCGAUAGCGAGGGCCAGUGACCACGACGAGUGACCCGCGUUCUACCAUCGUAGAAUACAAAGAAGAAAGAAAAGUACAUCCUAGUUACGCAGAUUUUAUAAAGGAUGUCCCAUCGUCGAGACCAAUUUAUUUAUUAUUCCCAGACGAGGAUCGUACCGGGGUGGCGCGUUCGAGGAGAUUCGUGGUUUCCGGCGUGGAAAAAGAGGUCGAUAUCGAACCCGCGUGAACCUCUCGAACGCGUGUAUUCGCGUCGAACGUGUACAACGAUGCAAAGUGACGUUGCGUUGAUCGAUUUAUCCAGAGACGAGAUCGAGUCCUGGAACGACGAUCCGUCGUCUUUUUUUUUUCUAAAGUAGGAUCGUUGUUUCGGCACCCGUUAACACAUCGAUCAACGAAAUCGAGAGAACGAAACGUUCGCAACGAAAAAGAAAAGACUAUUAAGCGUGAGGUUGUAAUUUUAUGUAAUUUAUAAUACCACCUAGCCUAGUUAAGGACUAUUCUCUUUUUUAUUUUCUAUCGAUUAACUUUCCACGUCUUUCUCUCUCUGUCUGUCUCCUACGAUUUAUAACGAGAUGCGAACGAGAGGAGCAAGUGUGUGCAUGUAUGUUAAUACAACUCCCCCCCCUCUUUCUCUCCCCUUUCAAGUUCACUGUCCCUCUUAUACAUUAAGCGAAUUUAUAUUUUGUUACUAUAGAUAAUAUGUGUAUCACUCUCGCUGUAAUAUAAAAACGUUGCAUGUAGGCGACUCGUGCAGAUUAACCGGGGAAAGAAAACAAUCAAAAAAAAAGAAAAGAAAAAAUGGAAAAGAUGGAACGAACGAUCCCAAGAACUGAUCGCGAAUGUACAUUGAACCAUGCCUACCAACCUGUUUUUCACUUGUAUUGUAAAAACUUUAACAAACGGUUGUUUUUUUUAUUAAUAAAAUAUAUUACAAGA